AUGCCUGAAUCAACAGCGAGCUUGGAAGCGGAGGAGGUUGGUGCGUUUCAGAGGAUGAGGAGGACGAAGCCAACGCAAACAGGGGAUAUACCAAAAGUUGUGGACAGAUUUUCGGAAACUGUGAAGAAUUGGUUUGAAGACUUUCUUCUAAAUUUUACCAUCAAUGGCUCGAGCACAGACUUGGAGGAUGGAACACACAUAUACAUUGAAAAAAUCAAGGAAAUGGCGGAAAAAGGAACUCAUACGCUUUACAUAGACUACGAACAUAUAAAAGAGGCUAACGAUAGUCUUUUUGAUGUCCUCAACAAGCAUUACUACAAAUUCGAAUCUCACUUUCGUGAGGCAGUUCAACAAGUGGCCGAAAAGUUUGUUCCUCAUUACCAAUACGAGAAUGCGGCCCCACUUGGUUUAAAUGUCAACCAGGCUUUUCUCAUAAAGCGUGAAUUUUCGUUGGCUUUUUACAAUUUUUCAUCACAGCUUCGUAUCCGAGGUUUGCGAGCUGAUAAAAUCGGGCAGUUGAUCAGUAUAAAGGGAACGGUGACUCGCACCAGUGAAGUUCGUCCUGAAUUAAUAAUGGGAACUUUCCAGUGUCAAGAGUGCAAGGCUGUUAUUACUAAUAUAGAGCAACAAUUUCGAUACACUGAGCCUCCUGUUUGUCCAAAUCCAACGUGUGCGAAUAGAUCCUCUUUCACACUCAUAUUCGAAAAGUCCAAAUUUGUCGAUUGGCAGCGUGUUCGGGUUCAAGAAAGUCCCGAUGAAAUACCUACCGGUAGUAUGCCGAGGACUCUUGAUGUAAUACUUCGCGAUGAAAUAGUCGAAAGUACCAAGCCAGGAGAUAAAUCCAUAUUUACGGGCACAUUAAUUGUCGUGCCUGAUAUCGCUCAACUAGGUGCACCAGGCGGUACGAUGGAAUUACGCCGGGAUAAUCGCGCGAGGGCGAGCGAAGGUUUCGCGAAUGCAGGUGUUACCGGUCUCAAGGCCCUUGGAGCACGAGAGAUGACAUAUAGGCUAUGUUUCCUGGCACGUUCAGUAGAAUCAGCCAGCACAAAGGUGAAAGCAUUUGGUUCGCACGCUAAAGAGGAAACACAGGAGAAAUUCCUCGAGUCUCUGUCUGUGGACGAUAGGAAUGAAUUGCAAGAGAUGAUAUCAUCUGACAAAGUAUAUGAAAGGCUUCUGCAAAGUAUUGCACCUAAUGUUUUUGGUCAUGAGAUUAUAAAAAAGGGGAUAUUACUUCAAUUACUAGGCGGAGUUCAUAAGACAACUAUAGAAGGAAUAAGCCUUCGAGGAGACAUCAAUGUGUGUAUUGUUGGUGAUCCAAGUACAAGCAAAAGUCAAUUUCUCAAAUAUGUCUGUGCCAUACAACCACGUGCCAUAUAUACGUCAGGCAAGGCUUCCACUGCAGCAGGAUUAACAGCUGCUGUUGUGAAGGACGAGGAAAUUGGUGAUUUUACCAUUGAAGCCGGUGCAUUGCUGCUGGCCGACAAUGGAAUUUGCUGUAUUGACGAAUUCGAUAAAAUGGAUCUCAAAGAUCAAGUAGCAAUACACGAAGCAAUGGAACAACAGACAAUCACACUUGCAAAAGCAAGUAUCCAUGCUUCCCUAAAUGCAAGAACGUCAAUUCUAGCUGCAGCAAACCCUAUCGGUGGAAGAUAUAAUAGAAAGUUGACAUUAAGACAAAAUAUUGGAAUGUCGGGACCCAUUAUGUCCCGUUUCGAUUUGUUCUUUGUCGUACUUGACGAUUGCAACGAGGUUGUUGAUGUAAGCAUCGCAAAAUAUAUUCUCGACAUGCAUCGUCGCCUCGAUGAUAUGAUUGAGAGCAAUGCUCCCUACUCAACAGAGCAGCUACAGCGAUACAUUCAAUUCGCGAAAAUGUACCGGCCGCAGCUUACUCCGGAAGCCGCCAAAUUGCUUGUGCGUAGGUAUCGCGACAUGAGACAAGAUGAGGCGUCUGGUUUCACUCGGAAUUCAACGCGAAUAACCGUCAGACAAUUGGAGAGCAUGAUACGAUUAUCAGAAGCAAUCGCUAAAGCUCACUCUCAAACUCGGGUAACUGCAGCAUUUGUGGAUGAAGCAUGCCAACUGCUACGCAAAUCCAUAAUCCGUGUUGAACAAGAGGAUGUGCCGUUGGAUGAAGACGACGAUAUUGAUCGCGAGCAAGAAGAUAGCGUAAUGCAAACAGAUGAAGCGCUUCAAAGCGGUAGUGGUACUCAAGAAAUCGUUUCCAUUGAAGAGGAUCGUGUUGACGGUGGAAAUACAGCGACACAAGAUAUGCAAGCAGCAGAUAACGUAACCACAGAAGCAGCCAAGAACCGUAUUACCGCUGAAGAGUAUUUCCGUAUCAGAAAUAUGAUUUUGGCACAUUUAAAGGCUAACGAUAAUGACCCCAUACGUGAAGACGAAUUGACUCUUUGGUACAUGGAGCAGCAGGAAAACGAAAUACAAACACAAGAGGAUUAUCAUAAUACCCGUAAGCUUUUCAAAAAAGUAUUAAAGAAGCUAGUUAAGGAUAACUAUCUAAUCAAACUUCAAGAGAGUAGUGAAGAACCGCAACAAAUGGAUGUAGACCCAGUUGGAGAGGGGCCCGCCGGAGAAGGAUCAGUCGGAGAAGGACCAGCCGGAGAAGGGCCAGCUGGAGAAGGGCCAGCCGGGGAAGGACCAGCCGGGGAAGCCGCCGGAGAAGGCUCAGGGUCACAGCAACCCGCAGUGACAGCAGCAUCAGAGAUUUCUCAGACUGCAGUAUUUUAUAUGAUUCAUCCUAAUGUUGAUAUUGAUAGUAUAUAA
Paraglomus brasilianum is the source of this 2781-nucleotide messenger RNA. The record is from the annotation of a GenBank genome assembly. NCBI's taxonomy places the organism in Eukaryota, Fungi, Glomeromycota, Glomeromycetes, Paraglomerales, Paraglomeraceae.